Molecule: messenger RNA, 587 nt
Organism: Zalophus californianus (California sea lion)
Lineage: Eukaryota; Metazoa; Chordata; Mammalia; Carnivora; Otariidae
Product: PH-interacting protein-like
Exons: 1
Coding region: 26-505 (159 amino acids)
Biological process (GO): regulation of cell shape; regulation of transcription by RNA polymerase II; cytoskeleton organization
Cellular component (GO): nucleus
Source: RefSeq, a predicted model, not a curated record
AGCAGCCCUGAAGUGACCCAUAAACAUGUCUUGUGAGAGGAAAGGCCUCUCGGAGCUGCGAUCGGAGCUCUACUUCCUCAUCGCCCGGUUCCUGGAAGAUGGACCCUGUCAGCAGGCGGCUCAGGUGCUGAUCCGCAAGGUGGCCGAGAAGGAGCUGCUGCCCUGCCGCACCGACUGGACCGGGAAGGAGCAUCCCAGGACCUACCAGAAUCUGGUGAAGUAUUACAGACAUUUAGCACCUGAUCACUUGCUGCAAAUAUGUCAUCGGCUAGGACCUCUUCUUGAACAAGAAAUUCCACAAAGCGUUCCUGGAGUACAAACUUUAUUAGGAGCUGGAAGACAGUCCUUGCUACGCACAAAUAAAAGCUGCAAGCAUGUUGUGUGGAAAGGAUCUGCUCUGGCUGCAUUGCAUUGUGGAAGACCACCCGAGUCACCAAUUAACUAUGGUAGCCCACCCAGCAUUGUUGACUCCCAAAAUAAAAAUAAAGAUUUAAACCCAGUUUAGAAAGACUCAGAAAAAAAAAAAAGAAAAAAACUAUGUUUAAGAGAGGAGCCAAGAUGCCCUUCAAGAGAUGAAUGGAUAAAGA